AUGUUCCAAGGAUCUGUGUCGAUUCGCUCCACUACUAUAACCGCAGACCACGAUGAACUAAAGGAAUACUUAGCAAAUUUGAACGAAGAUCUCGCCAGAUGUGAGGUUGAGCAUGAUCUAUCCAUCUGCCAAGACCCUUUGAUAUAUUACGACGACAAACUGAAUUCAGAAAUUCAGCUCUCUGAAUCAAGCAAGAAAAGCAGGAGACACAAAAGGCGAGCACGAGAGCAUCGGAUGUCCAAAUUCUACAACAAAAUUAGAGAGAGUUUAGUGGUACCAUUUAAGAAGCAGGUCAAAGAGUACCCUUCGGACAAUAUCGAGCCAAACUUUGAGCAGGAUGUUGUCGAAAAGACAGAACCCCAACAAGACGGAUACCAAGGGUAUACUGUGCCAAAUAAUUCCGGGUCACUUUUGCGCCAUGACGUGAGCAGAGCAAGCAGAGCUAGUAGACGGAGUGGAGAAUCCGUUGGCGUUUCUCAAAGACGAUCUUUAUCCAGGUACAGUUCGGUUAUACGGUACCCGUCGUCAGUUAUCGAAGUGUAUAUUGGAGGAGAUCUCUUUGAUAAUCACCAAGAUCUUUGCAGGCAAUACAGUAUAGCACGAGCCCGCUCAACUAACGGGAGCGAUGAUAAUUACUCGAUGGCUUCAUUGGUGAUUCCCGGGUCCCAGGCUGUGGCAAUUCGGAGAGAUUCCAUUUUGGUGGCGAACGCAGCCAGUCGUCGUGGUAGCAGGUUGUACAGUAGUGUUUCCAGACGACUAGCUGACAUCGAGCAAGGAUCAGGAAGCACUUCUGAGAAAAGUGAGCCAAAUCAGCAAGAUCAGCAAGAAGAGAUAUCGUCUAACGGUGUUUACUCGUUCAUUUCCGAAACUACAACAGAAAUAGACGAUCAAGAACAGUCUCCAAAUCAAGGACUUGAUCGAGCAAGCUCAAUGUCUACCGACACACUAGAUCAUAGUGCCGAGCUCACCAAUAUUUUGUCGAGCGGGAACGAAGAUCACUUUACGGGCUCAAACCUCGAAUUCUCGGGCCGCGAAGAUGACGACGACGACCAAAGCUCUUUUUACUCAAUUUUACAGUCACCGCCCCAUUUUCACCAAUAA
This is a messenger RNA of Ogataea philodendri, 1101 nucleotides long. RefSeq lists its product as uncharacterized. The transcript has a single exon. Lineage: Eukaryota; Fungi; Ascomycota; Pichiomycetes; Pichiales; Pichiaceae. Bases 1 to 1101 code for a protein of 366 amino acids. The record is from RefSeq and is a predicted model, not a curated record.